AUGUCUAUCAUGAGUCACGGCAAUCUUACCAUCUUCCAUCCUGCAGUUUUUGUUCUCCUUGGCAUCCCUGGGUGGGAGGCUUAUCACCUCUGGCUGUCCCUCCCCCUCAGCCUCAUGUAUGUGACUGCUGUCCUGGGGAACAGCCUCCUGAUAAUGGUCAUCAUCACAGAGCGGAACCUUCAUGAGCCCAUGUACUUCUUCCUCUCCAUGCUAGCCAUCACUGACAUUCUGCUGUCUACCACCACGGUGCCGAAGGCUCUAGCCAUCUUUUGGUUCCAUGCCCAUGACAUUGCCUUUGAUGCCUGUGUCACCCAAGUGUUCUUUGUCCACACGAUGUUUGUGGGAGAGUCGGCCAUCCUAUUAGCCAUGGCCUUUGACCGCUUUGUGGCCAUCUGCACCCCCCUGCAUUAUACCACAGUGCUAACGUGGCCUGCCGUGGGCAAGAUUGCUCUGGCCAUUGUCACCCGUAGCUUCUGCAUCAUCUUUCCAGUGAUCUUCUUGCUGAAGCGGCUGCCCUUCUGCCGGACCAACGUUGUCCCCCAUUCCUACUGUGAGCAUAUUGGAGUGGCCCGCCUUGCCUGUGCUGACAUCACUGUCAACAUCUGGUAUGGCUUCUCAGUGCCCAUCGUCAUGGUCAUCUUGGACGUGAUCCUCAUCGCUGUGUCUUACUCACUCAUCCUCCGAGCAGUCUUUCGUUUGCCUUCCCAGGAUGCCCGGCACAAGGCCCUGAGCACCUGUGGCUCCCACCUCUGUGUCAUCCUCAUGUUCUACGUCCCAUCCUUCUUCACCUUACUGACCCACCGCUUUGGACGCAACAUUCCUCGUCACAUCCACAUCCUGCUGGCCAAUCUCUAUGUGGUGGUGCCACCGAUGCUCAACCCCAUUGUCUAUGGAGUGAAGACUAAGCAGAUUCGGGAUGGAGUAGUCCAUGGGUUCUAUGGUUUCAAAGCCUGGUGCUGUGCUUCACCUCUGGACUGA
Messenger RNA from Erinaceus europaeus (western European hedgehog), 978 nucleotides. RefSeq names its product olfactory receptor 52B2. Gene Ontology annotation, molecular function: G protein-coupled receptor activity; olfactory receptor activity. Gene Ontology annotation, biological process: G protein-coupled receptor signaling pathway. Gene Ontology annotation, cellular component: membrane. NCBI's taxonomy places the organism in Eukaryota, Metazoa, Chordata, Mammalia, Eulipotyphla, Erinaceidae. The coding region runs from base 1 to 978 and encodes 325 amino acids. The record is from RefSeq and is a predicted model, not a curated record. The transcript has a single exon.